Messenger RNA from Penicillium bovifimosum, 732 nucleotides. RefSeq names its product short chain dehydrogenase (AtsC). Lineage: Eukaryota; Fungi; Ascomycota; Eurotiomycetes; Eurotiales; Aspergillaceae. The record is from RefSeq and is a predicted model, not a curated record. Gene Ontology annotation, molecular function: oxidoreductase activity, acting on the CH-OH group of donors, NAD or NADP as acceptor. Bases 1 to 732 code for a protein of 243 amino acids. The transcript is spliced from 4 exons.
AUGGUAGCUCUGCGGCGGACAGCAGAUCGAUGGUCAACUUGUGGCUGGACCGGCAUGUCAAACUAUCAGGUCUGGGACUACAUCAUUGUCAAACGAGAGUACGGAGUUCGAGAUAGUUUCAUCAAUCAUGUUCUCGAGAUCGUUGGCGAUCGUGGCAUUGGCUACCUAGUGGCCAACGCAGCUUACUUGCCCUUCUUGGACGCCUAUGGACCCAUUGGUGCAUUGAGCGACAAGGCCGAGGAGGUCGAUGCUGUGUUAUCGGAGCUAAUGCGGAUCAAUGUCGCUGGUAACAUCCACCUCUUUCAUGUCUUCCUUCCUCUUCUCGUAAAGGGCGAGAUCAAGAAGGUUAUUGCCAUUUCGACCGGUCUGGCUGACCUCGACCUGACCAACGAUUGCGAGAUCGACAUUGGGGCUUUAUAUGCAUCCUCGAAGGCGGCUCUAAACGUCAUCGUGGCUAAGUUCAAUGCGCAAUACAAGAAAGACGGUGUCCUCUUCCUGGCUAUCAGCCCGGGCUUAGUGGAUGUGGGCCACUACGCGGAUGCGACACCAGAAGAGCUCCAGGGCAUGACGGGAUUUGUAGGCAAGCUCGUAGCAUAUGCGCCUCACUUCAAGGGCCCAAUCUCUCCGGAAGAGUCCGUCCGGCAUCUCCGCUCCACCUGGGAGAAGGCCAGCAUUGAGGGUGGGUUUGGUGGUGCGUUUGUUUCGCAUUUUGGAAACAAGCAGUGGGUGUAA